GCUCUGACUCUGCAAAUGCAGACAAUCUUGCUCCUGACUGAGCUUUACCAAACGGAUACUAAAGCACCACCUGGCCCAAAACACCACCCGUGCCAGCUUCAACUUGCUGCUAUGUGUAAAGGACUUGCGUCGUUGCAUACCUGCUGCCUAGAAAGAACCAAGGAGAUGAAAGCAAGGCUUGGGAACAUUUUGCAGAAGCCCAACUGGACUUUGUCAUGUUUCAAAAUCGGAAAAAACAAGCCAAGCUUGGAAGAAUGCCUUUGCUGGAAAGAGUCGUUUGAAAAACUCCUGUCUAGCAAAUAUGGACUGUGUGCCUUCACAGCCUUCCUAGUCUCUGAAUUCAGUGAGGAGAACAUUGCAUUUUACUUCGCCUGUGAGGAUUACAGACAGACCAAGUGUCCUACCAAACUUCGUGCAAAAGCCCAAAAGAUCUUUGAUGAAUUUUUUGGAAGUGAUGCUCCGAGAGAGAUAAAUAUUGACCACGAAACCCGUGACAUCACCAAAGCCAACUUGCAGACCCCAACACCUUCUUGUUUUGAUCUGGCUCAGCACAGGAUCUACAUGCUGAUGGCUAAAGACUGCUACCCACGCUUCCUCCGCUCUCCAGCCUACAGAGAUCUUGUGUGCCAAGCUAAGCCUACCACAAAAUCUUCAAAACAUUCCCAACCAGAUAAGAAAGUGUGAGACUUCUCUAUCAGUCUGACGAGGACUUUUAGUCACCUGAAGAUUGCAGAACUUGCUGCACGCUGGUUUCUCUCCAGAGCAGAAAACAGGCAUGUCGACGGGCAUCAGUGGAUAGAUCAAAACCUAAAAGUGCCUCUGAGAAGAGACACAGCCAAGGUGGAGGAACAUUGAAAACUGCUUGUGUGAAGUGGACUGAUGUGCCAGUAGAGAUGAUGGAGGGGCAAAGCCCAAAGGGUCUACAUGACAGACCCAAUGUCUGUUUAAAAAAAGCAAGGAAGGGGUGGAAAGGAAAAGAAGCACCUUUUUAGCCGUACGGCACAGUUUACUUCAAAACUGUUAUGUGCAAUGUCCUAUUCUUGAAGUGCACUGGUUUUAACAGUCAUGUGAAGUCAUUUGUAUUUAUUUCUAUUUAUUUAUCUGUAGUACGAUUUACAUUUUUACCAGAAAAUGUGUUGAUCAAUUGUGUCUUUUCACAAAAAACAAACACUGGGAAAAUAAAGUGUGGAAACUGGAAA
Molecule: messenger RNA, 1199 nt
Organism: Oryzias latipes (Japanese medaka)
Lineage: Eukaryota; Metazoa; Chordata; Actinopteri; Beloniformes; Adrianichthyidae
Gene: rgs16
Product: regulator of G protein signaling 16
Source: RefSeq, a predicted model, not a curated record